AUGUCGAGCACUUCCCAACCUCCUUCUGGCAGCUCUGGGUUCACUGCGAGUCAGCUUGCUCAUCUCCGCAAAAGUCCUCAGCCUUGGUCUCCAGUCUCAUGGACAACAAAGACAAUCCAUCAGGAGGCUGUCUAUGAGGACCAGAAGAGCGUUGAGAAGUCCCUUUCGAAGCUUACAAGUCUUCCUCCCAUUGUCACCCCGACCGAGAUCGUGAAGCUGAAGGAAAGCUUACGAGAUGUCGCCCUUGGUAAGGCCUUCCUUCUCCAAGGAGGCGACUGCGCCGAAUUGUUUGACUACUGCGAAGAGAACGCUAUUGAAUCGAAGAUCAAGUUGCUUCUCCAGAUGAGUUUGGUCCUCAUCUGGGGUGCGAACAAGCCCGUUGUCCGCAUUGCUCGCAUGGCUGGACAAUACGCCAAGCCGAGAUCCAAGCCCACUGAGAUGGUCGAUGGCAAAGAGACCAAUUCAUUCAGAGGUGACAUCUUGAACGGAUAUCCUGUCGACGAGAGAGCUCUCGAUCCAUCAAGACUCGUCAGCGCAUACUUUCACUCUGCAGCCACGCUGAACUUCAUUCGAGGAUCUCUCUCUUCGGGCAUUGCUGAUCUCCAUCGUCCUCUCGACUGGGGUCUUGGACACGUUCACGACCCUGAGCUUCAAGUCAAGUAUUCCAACAUCGUCUCCUCCAUCACCGAGUCCCUUCGUUUCAUGCGAACCGUUGGAGCAGACACAGCCGGCCAACUGCAGUCAGUUGACCUGUACACAAGCCAUGAAGGCCUUCUUCUCGACUACGAGCAGAGCCUGACACGCCGACUCAAGAAUCCAAGCCGUUCAUCACGUGCUGCACAGUCCUCCACACAGACUCCAGACGACGGAAAGUCUUGGUACAACACUGGUGCACACUUCCUCUGGAUUGGUGAUAGAACACGCCAAAUUGAUGGAGCUCACAUCGAAUACUUCCGCGGCAUCGAGAAUCCUAUCGGUGUUAAGAUUGGUCCCACAACUUCAUCCUCCGACCUCCUCGCUCUUCUUCGCGCCCUCAAUCCCUCCGUCGAGGUUGGAAAGAUAACGCUCAUCACUCGCUAUGGAGCCCCGAAAGUUCGCACUCUCCUUCCAACCCACAUCCGCAUCGUUGAAGGCAGCGAAUAUGCACGCAGCGUUGUUUGGCAAUGCGACCCCAUGCAUGGCAACACACGCUCAACCGCCACUGGCAUCAAGACCCGCCAAUUCGCUGAUAUCUUCUCCGAGUUGCAGCAAACACUGGCCAUACAUAAGCAAGAAGGCAGCUACCUCGGUGGUGUCCAUCUUGAGUUAACCGGCGACGCUGUUACCGAAUGCACUGGAGGCAGCGUUGGCCUUGCCGAGGAAGACCUGUCGCUCAACUACACCAGCUUCUGCGACCCGAGGCUGAAUGAGAAGCAAGCCCUCGAGAUGGCUUUCCUGAUUGCUGGGCAUUAUCGUGGCGAGCGAGGAGUCGAUUCCGAAUAA
Hyaloscypha bicolor E is the source of this 1482-nucleotide messenger RNA. Its product is annotated as DAHP synthetase. NCBI's taxonomy places the organism in Eukaryota, Fungi, Ascomycota, Leotiomycetes, Helotiales, Hyaloscyphaceae. The transcript has 2 exons. Bases 1 to 1482 code for a protein of 493 amino acids. Gene Ontology annotation, biological process: aromatic amino acid biosynthetic process. Gene Ontology annotation, molecular function: 3-deoxy-7-phosphoheptulonate synthase activity. The record is from RefSeq and is a predicted model, not a curated record.